Molecule: messenger RNA, 799 nt
Organism: Paramuricea clavata
Lineage: Eukaryota; Metazoa; Cnidaria; Anthozoa; Malacalcyonacea; Plexauridae
Source: the annotation of a GenBank genome assembly
AUGUGUGUCCGCCUGUUGGAGACAGUUAAGAGAGAGCAUACGUACGACUUUGAAUCCUGCCACCUGUGGAGUGAUAGCAGCACAGUCCUUCAAUGGAUUCGAAGCGCAAGUCGUCGUCAUCCAACAUUUAUCGCUAAUCGCAUAUCCGAGAUCCAGGAUUCUACCGACCCCCUGCAGUGGCGACAUGUCCCCGGCCGUCUCAAUGUAGCUGACGAAGGCAGCCGUGGUCUGCACGCAGCUGAGCUCCACCCCGAAUGUCGAUGGUUGAACGGGCCGGCCUUCCUUUCUCAGCGCGAAGAAUUCUGGCCGACGGAAGCCAAAACGAACAACGAUACGCCAGAUGUAGUUGACCCAGAGUGGACUGGAGCGGCCCACCAAGCUCCGCACGUUUCCCUCGACCCCGCUCAUUUCUCCUCCUGGAACAAGCUGAUACGUACCACAGGCUGGAUCCUCCAAUUUAUCAGGAACUGUCAAAAACCACAGCAAGAGCGGCAGUUAGGAUUGAUCACCGUCGCAGAACACAACAAAGCCAGAGAUAUGUGGAUAAAGAGAGCCCAAAUCGAACAAUUUUCUCUCGAACUUCGUGGGCUACAGACCAAAACACCUAUCUCUCGACAAAGUCGAAUCUUGACCUUGACGCCGUUCCUCGAUGAGAAUGGCUUACUCCGGGCUGGUGGCCGGCUGUCCAAAGCUCCAGUUCCAUACUCUACGCGACAUCCAAUUAUCCUCCCGCAGAAGCAUGAUGUCACAAGGCUUAGGCUUAUCAUAACCCACUUCCACGAAAGUCUUUACCACGAAG